UCAAACUUCUAAACCCGCAAUGAUCUCUGCAUCUGACAUUGCUACCCGACUCCAAACCUGCGCCGUUUGCCCUUAUCCCCGCAUCAACCUGGCACUGUGCCAUGGAUUACAACCACAGCAAUGCGUCGUCAACAUUGUGGCCUGGACAGCCACCAUAUCCUGAGAAGUCCAGCCAGAUCCUUAUUCGCGAAUACCCCCACCGAGCCAUUGCGAUUACCUCCAACUCCCACGCGCUCAUCCUCCGGCACAGCACAACAACGGGCGAAGUCAUAGCCAAUGGCUCACUUGCCGCUGUAUCGUCUGCGCGCCAGCGCUCAGCCUCCUCGGACAAUGCCGCAUGCAAGUGCAUGGUUGAGUUUUCGCCGACGUCUGACGGGCUACUCGACGACUACCGCCCGCUCACGCCGCGGCCUAUCUACGGGACACUCGGGCUCAUAUCGAUCGGGAACGACGUGUUUUUGUGUGUUAUCACCCAGGCGUCGCGCGUCGCAAACCUUCGGCCUGGCGAGACGGUAGAAAAGAUAGAGGCGGUACAGUUUUUCUGUCUCAACUCGGCCGAGUACGAUGACGUCGUUGCCCUCGAUCCCUACGAUCUCGACCCGGACACCACGUCAGCAUACGGACAGGGUCUUGGACGGAGGGAUGUGCCGGUCGAACACCCUUGCCAGGAAUUACAGAAGCUCCUUGGCAACGGGACGUUUUACUAUAGCACCGAUUUCGAUGUAACAAACCGCAUGCAGGACAGGUCAGCGGAUGCUACGACAUUCGAUAUAGAUAACUUUGACGAAUCUUUCUUGUGGAACUCGUACAUGAUCCGCCCGCUUGUCUUGUUCCGGUCUCGACUUCAGAAGCAGGAGCGAGAGGCGCUGGAUGCAUCGAGGAUAUUGACCUCUGCCAUCCGAGGGUUCUGCAGGAGCUGGGCGAUACCACAGACCUCGGCACCGCUGAGUUCUGGCAAGACUGGCCUGCCGUCGUACUUGACUGUCAUAUCUCGCUUGUCGUGCAGGAGAGCUGGAACAAGGUUCAACUCACGCGGCAUUGACGACGACGGGAACGUGGCCAACUUCGUUGAGACCGAGACGACGUAUUGGAGCCCGUCAGGAGUCGUCUUCUCUUACGCGCAAGUACGAGGUUCGGUGCCCGUCUUCUGGGAGCAAGCUGCUGGUCUUCUGCCGAACCAACAGAAGAUUACGAUCACGCGCUCGGCCGAGGGAACGCAGCCAGCAUUCGACAAGCACUUCUCCGAAUUAGAACAAGCAUAUGGCGCGGUGCAUGUCGUUAAUCUGCUCAGCGCCACAAAACCUGGGGAGUAUGAGCUCACGAACCUUUAUCGGCUAGGAAUUCAAAACUGCCCCCUCAGCCUUGCAGAGGGGAAGCAGUCUAGGGACCAUGCGUUACUAAGGGCGACCGAGUAUGACUUCCACGCAGAGACAAAAGGGCCACAGGGUUAUGUGGCAGCCAACGAGAUCCGCCGAUAUAUCGAACAUUCGGCGGAUGGAUUUGCGUACUACCUCGCCCAGGAAUCAGACGAUAUGGGACCGUCAAAUGGCGGUGCCAAUGGCCACAAGCAGCGCCGCUAUGUCGUGGUUCUCCAGCAAGAGGGUGUUUUCAGAACCAACUGCCUUGACUGUCUAGACAGAACGAACUUGAUCCAGACAAUCAUUUCGCAAAUGGCCUUUGAAUCUUUCCUUGGCCAUAGAGGAGAACAUGCCUUAUCUGACUUCUGGUCCAGGCAUGCCAGCCUAUGGGCUGACAAUGGCGACUCUCUGUCCAAGAUUUAUGCUGGCACGGGCGCCCUCAAAUCGUCCUUCACGCGCACCGGCAAAAUGUCACUGGCAGGAGCUAUCGCCGACGUGCGGAAGUCGGCUACCAGGUUAUACUACAAUAACUUCGCUGACAAAGCACGCCAACUCACAAUCGAUACCCUCCUCGGAAGGCUAGUCGGCCAAGCACCUGUCAUUCUCUUUGACCCCAUCAGCGACUAUGUCGCCGGGGAGCUUCAACGGCGCAGCAGCGAGUUCUCCACGAAUGAAAAGAUCCACAUCCUGGUGGGGACAUUCAAUCUCAAUGGGAGGACCGACGGCAUCAAUGAAGACCUAACUGCCUGGCUUUGGCCUUCCGAGUUAGGUGCUAUCCAACCAGAAAUCAUCGCCAUUGGGUUCCAAGAGAUAGUCGAACUCAACCCGCAGCAUAUUAUGAACAGCGACCCCACAAGGAAACAGCUGUGGGAACAGGCGAUCAAGAGGACGCUGGAUCAGCACUACAGCAGAGACGGGGACGAGAAGUAUGUACUCCUGCGGAGCGGGCAACUCGUUGGUGCCGCGUUGUGCAUCUUCGUGAAGGCUUCGGUGCUUCAUAACAUCAAGAAUGUGGAGGGCAGCGUCAAGAAGACAGGGCUCUCUGGCAUGGCUGGCAACAAGGGCGCGGUUGCAAUACGGCUUGACUACGCAAAUACUCCUAUCUGCUUUGUGACGGCUCACCUAGCGGCCGGAUUCGCCAACUAUGAAGAGAGAAACAGAGACUAUGCCACCAUCGACCAAGGCCUCCGAUUCCAGAGAAACAGGGGGAUUGGUGACCAUGACUCGGUUAUCUGGUUCGGCGACUUCAAUUAUCGGAUCGGCCUCGGUUUGGAGGCUGCCAAAGAGCUCGUGAAGAGGCGAGACCUGGAACGACUAUUCGAAAACGACCAGUUGAACCUCCAGAUGAUGGCGGGGCUUGCCUUCCGGUUCUAUUCGGAGGCCCGGAUCAGCUUUAUGCCAACAUACAAGUAUGACGUUGGCACCGACGAAUACGAUAGCUCUGAGAAAGCUCGCAUCCCCGCCUGGACAGAUCGUAUCCUUCGAAAGGGGUCCAACCUUCGCCAGCUGGCCUACAACUCGGCGCCUCUUCGCUUCUCGGAUCACAGGCCAGUCUACGCCGUCUUCGAAUGUACUGUCAACAUCGUGAACGAGAGGCUCCGGGAUAAGAUCGGCCGAGAAAUCUACGAGCGGCGCAAGGUGGAUGUUGGCGAAGACACGGCCAAUCUGGCUGGCCACGAAUCCGAGGAUGAGGAUCUGAUAGGCUACGACGCCAUCGAACCUGGGCUCCCGCCGGCCAGCUCCGAUCGCCGGAAAUGGUGGCUGGAGAACGGGAAAAUGGCUCGAUCCUCCAUCAGCCCUCCCAAACCUGACAAUCCGGCAUCUCAGACCAUUCUAAACCCUAAGCGGCCAACUAACCCCCAUGUCCCCACCGACGAGCCGGAUUGGGUCAGUGUUCCAAGAUCUGAGUCCCGACUCUCCUCGUUUUCCAGUAUGUCGACAUCGCCAUAUGAACAUGUAAACCACUCGACAUUGCUCUCGUCUUCCGCAUCGAGCUCGACGCCUAGGAAGCUUCCUCCUCCCUUUGACCCUUCCGCUCUCCCCACCAAGGUUGGAAGGCUACACAUCAACGAAGUCACGAAGAGCUCGCAGACAGACGGCGCGCCUCCUCCGCCGCCACCACGGAGACAGACUAGCAUGGGUCCUAGUCCUGCGGUCAGUUCUUCGGCGGUUUCGAUUCAGCAGAAGCGAAAGCCGGUCAACAACACGACUCCCAAUCCUCCUAUUGGAUCGAAGCCAGCUGGAUCUCAAGCACAAGCGGCGAAACACAAGUUCCCACCCCCGGUGGCCAAGAAACCGGCACAUCUCGCGGCCACUGUCUCCCCGGAGACUAAACUGUCUGCAAGCGUCGCGUCAGAGGCAUCGACACUGCAUGGUUCAGAGAUGCUGUUACCGGGCCUUCCUCGUCGUGCUACAUCGAGCGUGAACAGCUCUUUUUCCGGCUUGAACCGCAGCCUCUCUGCAUCGCUAGCUAAGCAAGGUGGUAUAGGGGAUGAUACCCCGCCGCCACAGCCUCCUCGGCGGGUUAACAGCAGCACGAGCAUUCCCAUUCAGAAGCGGAUGGCAGCCUCCGGGGGGGUACCGCUUGUGGGCCUAGCAGGGCCGGAGGGACGAAGAGCACAGCUACCGGGGCCGAAGCCUGCCAAUCCAGUUGCUGUGCGGCCAACACAGAACCAGGAGCAUCCGGUUGACCUGUUGGGCGACGAUGAGGGGAUGGAAUUAGGCGGAUGGGAGGCUCUGAAGCCAUCCUCUUAGGAAGAGGAUGACGUUUCCCGUUUGGUUGAUUGAAAUGGCUGUCGCAAAAAGCGUUUGGCGGAGAGGCACGGGGUUUGGUACAAUACUAGGUAGGUUUCAUGGCUAGAACAGCAUGUUUCUAAAAGAGCGAUUUGCAUAGCGGCGUAGGAGUUCGUGGUUCAUGGGCAAAGAAGGCAGUAUUAAAGCGGCUGGAUAAGCUGGC
Messenger RNA from Chaetomium strumarium, 4314 nucleotides. RefSeq names its product phosphatidylinositol-3-/phosphoinositide 5-phosphatase. Gene Ontology annotation, cellular component: cytoplasm; membrane. Bases 102 to 4112 code for a protein of 1336 amino acids. Gene Ontology annotation, biological process: phosphatidylinositol dephosphorylation. NCBI's taxonomy places the organism in Eukaryota, Fungi, Ascomycota, Sordariomycetes, Sordariales, Chaetomiaceae. The transcript is spliced from 5 exons. Gene Ontology annotation, molecular function: phosphatidylinositol-3,5-bisphosphate 5-phosphatase activity; phosphatidylinositol-4,5-bisphosphate 5-phosphatase activity. The record is from RefSeq and is a predicted model, not a curated record.